GAGGACUUCAGCAGGAUGAAAAACAUGAAGCUGUCUGCCAAAGCUCUGUUUCUGUGCCUCACAUUCACCCUCAGUCAGGCAGCACCACUGCAGGACUCUGCAAACGAUGCUGCUGUGCCAGACCGGUGCUCAGGUAUUGAGUUUGAUGCCAUCACUCCUGAUGAGAAGGGAAAUAUGCUUUUCUUCAAAGAUGGUCAUAUUUGGAAGGGUUUCCAUGGACCAGUACAGCUCUCCAGUGAGUACUUCAGAGAGCUCAAUGGUCACGUAGAUGCUGCUUUUCGCAUGCACAACGCGGAGAAUCCAGACGACCAUGAUCACAUCUACCUUUUCCUGGACGACAAAGUGUUCAGUUACUUCAACCAAAUUCUUGAAGAAGGGUAUCCAAAGGAAAUCCAGGAGGACUUCCCUGGAGUUCCAGCUCACCUGGACGCUGCUGUGGAGUGUCCCAAAGGAGAGUGCAUAUCCGAUUCAGUUCUGUUCUUCAAAGGACAAGAUGUAUAUGUUUAUGAUAUAACCACAAAAACAGUGAAGACUAAGCCAUGGUCCCACCUGCCCAGCUGCACUUCUGCUUUCCGAUGGCUGGAACACUAUUACUGCUUCCACGGACACAACUUCACCCGCUUCCAGCCAAUGACAGGAGAAGUGAGCGGCUCCUAUCCCAAAGACUCUCGCCAUUACUUUAUGCGCUGCCCUAACUUUGGUCAUGGAGGCAAUCGUGAGCCCCUAAAAUGUAGCAACGUUAAACUUGAUGCGGUCACCACAGAUGAUGCAGGCAGAACUUACUUCUUCUCAGGUCCCAUCUAUAUGCGCAUGGACACCCACCGUGAUGGCUUUCACGCCUUCCCAAUAACCAGAGGAUGGAAAGAGUUGACCAGCGGUGUUGAUGCCGUUUUCUCCUACACGGACAAAGUCUACUUGAUUAAGGGUGAUCAGGUAUACAUUUAUAAGGCAGACGCUCACUUCACCCUGAUUGAAGGCUACCCAAAAACAGUCAAGGAGGAGUUGGGCAUCGAGGGCCAUGUGGAUGCUGCUUUUGUUUGUCCAAAUGAACGCAUAGCUCAUAUAAUUCAAGGACGUAGGAUGCGGGACAUUGUGCUCACCACCACACCCAGGGUUAUUGCCCAAGAUAUGCCUUUACCUCUGUCCGACAUUGAUGCUGGUCUGUGCGGUGCAGAUGGAAUCAAACUGUUCAAAGGCUCACAGUAUUAUCUCUAUGAAAGCCCUCAGAUUCUGGCUGUGGGCAGGAUCGCCCCCCAACCUGCAAACAUCACCUCUGCAAUGAUGGGGUGCAAGGAUUAG
This is a messenger RNA of Nematolebias whitei (Rio pearlfish), 1299 nucleotides long. RefSeq names its product hemopexin b (gene hpxb). Gene Ontology annotation, molecular function: heme transmembrane transporter activity. NCBI's taxonomy places the organism in Eukaryota, Metazoa, Chordata, Actinopteri, Cyprinodontiformes, Rivulidae. The transcript is spliced from 10 exons. Bases 16 to 1299 code for a protein of 427 amino acids. The record is from RefSeq and is a predicted model, not a curated record. Gene Ontology annotation, biological process: heme transport; intracellular iron ion homeostasis.